AUGACCAUAAGAGAAAACAUUUCCCACCUGUUUUCAAGAAGUCAAAAAACGGUAAUCGAAUUGACAGAAAAAAUAUGGUCAUUAACAGGAGCCUUAAGGCUACUUCAGAGUAUUCUUCCCAAGGAGGUUGGAGCAAUCUUGAGCAAGUUCUUCUUAUACCGAGUUGGAUCAUUUUUCAAUCUCUACAGUGAGAUGAAGAUUGAGGAGCUCAAUAAAUCAAAUGAUUAUGGUUUAAAUUCUCUGUAUUUCAUGGCAGAAGAAUAUGUGGGAAACCUAGAGAGCAUCACCGAGGCUCGAAGAUUAUGCUUGAGUGACAUAGCAUUUAGCAACAAAGAUGGUAUGAGGAUAAGCCCAGACAAUGGUGAAGUAAUUUGGGACUGCUUUCAGGGAGUCACUGUAUGGUGGACCAUGUCCAAGACCAAAACCUUCAUUAACAAGCACAGUUCGCUCGAGUCUCACAUUCUCACGGUCAGAGCCAAGAAUCCAGACAUAGAUUUUUUUCAUGCUUAUUUUUCACACAUUGAAAGAAGUUCAACCAACUAUACUAAAACAGAUAAUAAUCUCGUAAUCUCACUGAAUAACAAACACAGUAAAGAAUUUAAUGAACGCAUUGGGCGUUCUUGGAAACGGGGGUAUUUCCUUUAUGGGCCUCCUGGAACGGGAAAAACAAGCCUCGUUGCAGCAAUUGCUAAGUAUAUGAAAUACGAUCUUUUCGAACUUAAGCUCUCCAAGGUGAAAGACAAUAGUGAGCUACGUCAGCUUUUAGGGAAAACGUGGAACAAAUCUGUUAUUAUUAUUGACAUGCAGUCCAACGUAGCUCUCCCUCGCACCAGAACAGCACAUUUCCUUCGGCAAACUGAUCUCUGA
Cryptomeria japonica (Japanese cedar) is the source of this 867-nucleotide messenger RNA. Its product is annotated as AAA-ATPase At4g25835-like. Gene Ontology annotation, molecular function: ATP binding; ATP hydrolysis activity. NCBI's taxonomy places the organism in Eukaryota, Viridiplantae, Streptophyta, Pinopsida, Cupressales, Cupressaceae. The record is from RefSeq and is a predicted model, not a curated record. Bases 1 to 867 code for a protein of 288 amino acids. The transcript is spliced from 2 exons.